AUGGCAUCACCCCGGGCGCCGGGGCGGGCGCCGGGGCCGCGGCGGAGCAGGGCGGCCAGGCACCCCGCGGCGGCGGCCCGCAGCGAGCAGCGGGAGCCGAGUCCCAAAAGUGCGGCGGCGCGGGGGAGGCUCGGCCGGCGGCGGGAACGCGCCGGCUGCGGACGGAGAGAGCGGCCGGUCCGGCGCGGGAGAGCCGCCGGGAGUCCCCCGCGAGGGGACGGCGCGGUCCCGCGCUCCGCUUCGGCUCUUCCGCCGUUCCCCGGCUCCGAGCGAGCAAAUCCCGGGAGCGGCGGGGGCUGCCCGGGUCCGCGGUUCCCUCCCGGCGCGCGGCGGCUCCGGCCCCGACGCGGUGCGUCCGGAGCGCAGCGGUGCGGCCGCGCGGUGCCCGAGCAGCGCCGAGCAAACAAAGCUCCCCCUGCCGAGAGCGGCCCUUUAACGCCCCGGCGCAUCAAGAUAAAGAUGGAUUGCAUCAGGAGCCUCAAAGACCCCAGAGAGUCUCAUUGCAGGUGA
This is a messenger RNA of Gallus gallus (chicken), 510 nucleotides long. RefSeq names its product translation initiation factor IF-2-like. The coding region runs from base 1 to 510 and encodes 169 amino acids. The transcript is spliced from 3 exons. The record is from RefSeq and is a predicted model, not a curated record. NCBI's taxonomy places the organism in Eukaryota, Metazoa, Chordata, Aves, Galliformes, Phasianidae.